ACAUUUAAAAAAAAAUUAAAUCUAGAAUCUAGAGAUAGAUCUAGAUCUAGAUUUAAUCAUUAAUGACUACUUGUUUGUGAUUGGUUUCUGUACAAGGCAGCCUAGAUCUAGAAAUCUAGCACCUGAGUGAUCGAGUGACUGAGGCCACUGAGGGUAGGAUUGGAGCAAAGAAAGGUGCUAGCUAAGCCCGGCUAAGGACUUCAUCAAGCACUUCUUCACCGGACUCUGUUCUGGGCAGAUUUGAGUCCAUUAUAAUUUAAGGAUGCUUAAAAAAUUUAGUGAUGCUCAAACUGUUGAUAUUUUCAAAGAUGAGAGAGAUGGCAAAUUGAGGGAAGUUGGAAACCAAGCAGUUUGGUCUCUUUCAUCAUGUAAACCAGGUUUUGGUGUUGAUCAGCUUCGUGAUGAAUCUAAUGAUACAUACUGGCAAUCUGAUGGUCCUCAACCUCAUACAGUUAGUAUUCAAUUCAGGAGGAAAACUGCCAUACAAGAUGUCUGUCUUUAUGCAGAUUACAAGUCAGAUGAAAGCUACACACCAAAUAGGUUGUCUAUAAGGGCAGGUAAUCAUGGCAAUGACUUGUGUGAAAUUGAACAGGUAGAGUUAUGUGAACCAACAGGCUGGGUGUGUAUUCCUCUAAAAGACGUUCAUGACAAACCAAUACGAACAUUCAUGAUUCAAAUUGCAGUCUUGAGUAACCACCAAAAUGGACGGGAUACACACAUAAGAAGAAUUAAGAUCAGGUCACCAAUAAAUUAUGGAGAUGUGCCAAAUUCAAAUCAUUCGGCUUUAAGUAAUUUGUUGUAUACAAUUAGGUGAAAAGCUAAAGUCAAAGAUAACUGUAAAGAUUAUUUAAAGGCAUUUUUCAGUGACUACUUUUUUGCAAAGACUUUAACUUGCACAAGAAUAAAACAGAUUUAUUUAUCCAUUUCUAUUUCAUAAAUUUUUGUUUAACUUUAACUGAAAUACUGAAGUUGAAAAGUAAGUUUUCUACAGACUUGUAUGUUUAUUGAUGAAACAUGUUUAGUUAUAAGUUAUCAUAAUGUCUUCAAUAAAUUAUCUUUGUGGAUGUUAUAAAAUCCUUAUUGUAUAUUGAAAUGUGACUUAUGUUUGUUUUAAAUAUUUUUGCAGCAUUGUUUUGGUGAACUACUAAAAAAUUGCCAGAAUUAAUGCUAAUAUUUAUUUGAAAUAAUUAAGGACGAUAUAAUUAAUACCAGAAUGUGUAUUUCUUAGUGCUGUAAAGAUUGUUGAAGAUUGAAGUAUAAAUAAAAAUCAUAGCAAUG
Physella acuta is the source of this 1278-nucleotide messenger RNA. RefSeq names its product anaphase-promoting complex subunit 10. Lineage: Eukaryota; Metazoa; Mollusca; Gastropoda; Physidae. Gene Ontology annotation, biological process: protein K11-linked ubiquitination; anaphase-promoting complex-dependent catabolic process. Gene Ontology annotation, cellular component: anaphase-promoting complex. The record is from RefSeq and is a predicted model, not a curated record.